Molecule: messenger RNA, 5269 nt
Organism: Cuculus canorus (common cuckoo)
Lineage: Eukaryota; Metazoa; Chordata; Aves; Cuculiformes; Cuculidae
Gene: OTUD4
Product: OTU deubiquitinase 4
Exons: 22
Coding region: 395-3877 (1160 amino acids)
Biological process (GO): regulation of protein K48-linked deubiquitination; negative regulation of interleukin-1-mediated signaling pathway; protein deubiquitination
Molecular function (GO): cysteine-type deubiquitinase activity; K63-linked deubiquitinase activity
Source: RefSeq, a predicted model, not a curated record
GUGAUGAGAGGCGGCGGCACGGGAGGGCGAGAGCGAGGACGGCGCUGGCAGUGGCCACAUCAUCGGGGAGCGACGCGGCCGCCGCGGGAGAUUGAAGUGCGGGCGCUGCGAGGGCAGGAACCGGGAGCCCGACGGCCGGCUGCGCUCUCGGAAGGAGAAGCAGGACCAGGAGCCCCAGAAGCGACGGAUUUUAUGGAGCUGGAAGCGGUGUGAAACUUGGCAGCUGCUCCGCGCGGAUCCCACAUGCGAGUGGAUAAGGUGCGGCCGGCUGCUGCUCCUGGGGGCUGCCUUCUCCUGCCCCACCUGCUCCCGGUGCCUUUUCCAGACCCCCCUGGACAGGAUUCCCUAGCCAUGUGGGGGUAGGAGCGGCUCUUCCCAGCGGGAAGCGGUGAACAUGGAGGCGGCGUGCAAGGGAGGCGGCGGGGAGCAGAGUCAUCGCAGGGACAGCCCUGGGGACGCCUCCAUGGACGGCUACUUGCGAUCUCAGGGCUUGUACAGAAAGAGAGUUGCCAAGGAUGGAUCCUGCCUUUUCAGAGCUGUGGCCGAGCAGGUGUUAUACUCUCAGUCUCGGCAUAUUGAUGUUAGGAUGGCUUGUGUUGACUAUCUCUGGAAAAACAGGGAGAAAUUUGAAGCAUUCAUAGAGGGGCCAUUUGAAGAGUAUUUAAAAUGUCUGGAAAAUCCACAGGAAUGGGUUGGACAAGUAGAAAUAAGUGCCCUUUCUCUUAUGUACAAGAAAGAUUUCAUAAUAUACCAGGAACCAAAUGCUUCUCCUUCACAUGUAACUGAGAAUGGCUUUUCUGAUAAGGUAUUGCUGUGCUUCUCAAAUGGGAGCCACUAUGAUAUUGUUUAUCCCAUAGAGUAUUCAGAAAAGGCUGCUAUGUGCCAGUCUCUGCUGUAUGAGUUGCUGUAUGAGAGAGUGUUUGAUACAGAUGUAAAGAAAAUCAUAGAAGAACUUAGUGCUGCUGAUGUGACGGAGGAAAGUAAUGGUAGCAGUGAAGUAUCUGCUUCAGAUUCGGAAGAUGACAACUACAGAACUAAAGCUACACCAGUUAGUGAUGUGAAUGGAUUGAAAUCUCUUUCUGGCAACAAGCACCUUAAGAGCAAUGGGAAUCCUACCUUGUUGGGCUUGCCUAAAAAAGUUCUUAAAUCGCUCCAUCCCACAGUUUACAGAAAUGUUGAAUAUGAUGUUUGGCUCCAAUCCAAAUGGGAUCAGCAAAAGCAAGAUUUUUCUAUUGCUGCUGGCAUGCAAUACUCGGUUGGAGAUAAAUGUAAAGUGCGCUUAGACCAUAAUGGGAAGUUUUAUAAUGCCCAUAUUCAAGAAGUUUGUUCAGAGAAUGGGCCAGUUGUUGUGUUUGUAGAACAGCUUGGAGCAAAGCAUGCUGUCUCACUGAAGAGCCUUAAACCUCUUCCACAGACCUCUCCUAUGGAGGGCUGGAACACUGUGCCAGGGAAGAAGAUGAAAAAGUUUUUCCCAACGUGGGGGCAGAAUGCUCAGCCCGAUGCAGAUUGCAGAGGGCCGAAGAAUCAGAGCAAGUCGAUAAAACCCCAGUCAGCUCUACCUCCUCGGCUUCAGCAUACUGUGGGAACUAGGCAGCACCAGUUCUUAUGUUCUGGACCCCAACCUCAUCAGACCUCAGCUGAGCAAAAAACUCCAGGCAGGAAUCCUUCCCAGACUGCAAGGAAACCAGACCGGGAGAGAACCGAGGAUCUGAACCACGGCAGUAGAGACAGUAACUACUUUGGCCUCUCUCCAGAGGAACGCAGGGAGAAACAAGCUAUAGAAGAAUCUCGUUCGCUUUAUGAGAUCCAGCAGAGGGAUGAACAAGCUUUUCCCGCUCUUUCCAAUAAUCAGUCGGUCUGUCAGGCUGCUACGCAGACUGUGGAUAACUUAAACCAGAAAAAGUUCUCAAAUAAUGAAAGAAGAAACAGCAAGUGGACAGCAGAGGUGGAAGAGCAGAAGGAUAAAGAGUCAAAUUCCAAGCAGAUCCACUUAAGUCAGAAGCUUGAGCCAAAUUCAUCUGAGAAGAAUAAUCAAGAUGAGAGUUAUCCGAAAGCUCCAUCUCCUUUGGAACAAGUUAAAACAGAUUCUCCGAUUCUCGCUGAGCAAGUAAGAAAUGUUUGUUUGAUUUCAAAGUUUUCCAGUCAGGAGACUUCAGACAAAGGGGAGCUUCAUCACAGCCACAACCUGACAGAAUGCUUACCAAGUGUUACUCCAACACCCUCACCUGUCUUUUCCGAGGUGCAUUUACCUCCAGCAGUGCCUUCCGUACCAGCCAUUGUGCCAGCUUGGCCAAGUGAGCCAACAACCUAUGGACCAGCAGGUAUUCCAGCCCAAAUACCUGCUUCCUCAUUGAUGCCAGCCCCAGCAACAGGACCUGACUCUAUAGUAUCCCAGGCUCAGGUAACAUCUGCUCCAGUUGCUGGAGUUCCUGUGUCGCUACAAGCAGUUAACCAGCCUUUAAUGCCUUUGCCUCAGACUCUGAAUCCUUAUCAGGAUCCGCUGUACCCUGGAUUCCCUCUUAGCGAAAAGGGAGAAAGAGCCGUUGCACCCUCUUACUCCCUGUGCAAUACUGGGGAAGACUUGCCUAAAGAUAAGAAUAUUCUUAGAUUUUUCUUCAAUCUUGGUGUGAAGGCGUACAGCUGCCCCAUGUGGGCGCCCCAUUCUUACCUGUACCCCCUGCACCAGGCCUACUUGGCUGUCUGUAGAAUGUACCCAAACGUGUCCCUUCCUGUGUAUCCGCACAACCCCUGGUUCCAGGAGGCUCUACCAACUCAGAAUGAAAACGAAACCACACGAACAAACAGGCACUUUCCUGUUCAGAGUGAGGCCCGAUCCAAUGGCCAGAUCCCACAGGCUGAUCGAUCUCCAUCACUGCCUCUGAUCGUACCUACGGCUCAGGUGUCGGAAAGUCAAGGACAACAGGUCUGCAUAGAACCGGAGAACCCAGCGCAAGCUCUUCAUGCAAACUACGAGGAAUCCCUGAGGGGGAAAAACGUGUUCCCACAGUCACCCUUUGGACACAAUCACUUCGUAGGAGCUGUUCCAAUAGCACCUCCUUUCUUUCCUCACUUUUGGUAUGGGUACCCAGUUCAGGGUUUUGUUGAAAAUUCAGUAGUGAGACCUAAUGUUGUUCUGUCUCCUGAGGACAAAGAGGCGACCGCUAACACCUCUGUGAACACAUAUGUGGCCAAGGAAUGCAGCCCUCCAGUUCCUGCAGUAAACUCUGCAGAACAGAUUCAGAAGACUAAGAGCAGCGGUGGCUCAAACACUGUGCCGUUCCCUGUGGCUGGGGCAAGCAGUGAAUGCAGCGCCCCGAAGGAAACUGCCGCUAGGGCGCCUCAACUGGAGCAACCUUGUCCUUCGCCUUCCCCUGCUAAGCAAAAAUCGACUGGGCAGCAAACUCGUUCUCCGCAGACACAGGGGACUGACAGGCAGCCAGCGGUGUCCAAUGCUCCGCCAGUGUCGGCAGAGACACCCAAAAGUGAACUGAAAAAUAGUAUUCCCAGUCGUAAGGAGAAGACUGAUAAAGGACGAGAUUCCAAGGGCGCUGGUCACCUGCAGACAGAAAGCAGGGCACAGAGAACGAGGGAAGAGAGCUCGGAAGAUGAGACUGAAGUUUCCGAUAUGCUGAGAAGUGGUAGAUCCAAGCAAUUUUAUAACCAGACUUACGGGGGAGGCAGAAGGCCUAGGGCUGAGUGGGGUUAUUCCGGUAGGGGAGGAUACCAGUUCCAAAGGAAUGAGGAAGCCUGGAAAGGACAAGCCAGCAGAAGCAGAGACGACGGCUACCAGUAUCAGCGAAACUUUAGAGGGAGGCCAUAUAGGAAUGACAGGAGAAGGGCAGCACUGGGAGAUAAUCAGAGGGGGCAUCAAGCGUAGAAUGCAUGGAUAAUUGAAAAGUUUAAAAUGCAAAAAGUGAUUUGAAGUAGCAGUUCAAGAUCUUAAUCUUUCUUUUUAGUAAAGUUUAACUUUCGGCAAGUACAGACUAGGAGGACGUGAACUCCAACUUGAUGGUUUUUGGGGAUUAUAGUUUGUUUGGCUUAGCAUUUUUUCCUUGAUGUCAAAUUAGGAAAAAAAAAUAGGUUUAGCGUUUGAGAAUUUUUUUCCGCCACAAAGGUUUGAGUUUGUGACAGAACAUGGAUUCGUGCAUUUACUAGCGGCAAAUUACAGCAUUUGAUGUGAUCUAGGUUCUAAAGGUGAUGGUAACAUUGCACCAAAUAUAAAUAUAUAUUUUCUCAUACAAUGCCUUAGUUCUGAACUGAGCUAAAGGAACUCUCAGCCUACUGCACUGUUGUCUUUGAUGCUUCCAACCCAAAGGCCUUUCAUCUCAAAAGAUAAAAAACAAUCUGUCAGACUUGAAUGUUUCUCUCCAGUGUGUUACACGUACAGCAGCCAGCUGAUCCUGUGUCUUAGGUUUGUUGUAUAUAGUUCUUUUCAUAUUCAUAGGGUAUAUUUUUGAAUUUGAAAAAGCAUUUAUUGUUGAAGUUGAAACCAAGACAAGCAGUCAAGAAUAGCUGUGUAUGAAUUGGUAAGAAUGGCCGUUUCCACCAAGAGUUCUUAAUGCUGGUGACUAGAAUGGUGCCUAUGCCAACUGAAUAAUUACAAAGACAAUAAAAAUGUAGAUGCUAUGCAUUUCCAAAAUAAUUCUGCAUCUGUUAUAAUAGCAGAAGUUUUUUUAAUGCCACUUUAACACUAAUGCACUGACAAAUCCUAGAUAUUUUGUGAGGAGAGACGCAUAAAGUACAUGUUACGCCUCUAAGUUUGUAUGGUUGAGCUACUGUUCAGUAUUCCUUUGUUGUUGCACUGUUGAUGCAAAUUUACGUUUUGCAUGUACAACUCCUUGCUGGAACUACUUUUAAAAUCAAGAUGGAGAGUCUUGGUGUGCUCUGCUCUUCCCUAAAAUUCAGAAGAAAGUGGCUUCUGCCUUAUUUUUUACACUGUGUCAGAGUUCUGAUGCUGUUUCUUCUGACCCUGAAAACGAUCUCUGCAGCGUUCCUGUUGCCUUUGCAGUUUGGAUGUUCAGCCAUCUGGACUCGGCGAGUGCAGGGUACACAGUAUUCACUCAGCUCUGCUCUGUAAAAUUGACUGUUGUGUAUAUUUUUAUAUCUCUGUACAUACUUGUGGAGGUGACGGUAUCCUUUGUUCAUGUCUGAGAUUGCUCCCUCGAUCAGGAAACUUGAGUGAUUAAUAGUUAUGUGAUGAAGAAUUUCUUUUCAGAUGCAUGCCAUGUAUAAAGCCCUACUUAAAAUAAAUGUUUGUCUUUUCACUUGC